This is a messenger RNA of Peronospora belbahrii, 2700 nucleotides long. NCBI's taxonomy places the organism in Eukaryota, Oomycota, Peronosporomycetes, Peronosporales, Peronosporaceae. The record is from the annotation of a GenBank genome assembly.
AUGGCAGACCCGGUGUGGGGUCCAGCAUUGUCAUUAUCUGAAGAAGAAACAGCACGUACAUUAUGUGCUUUUCACGAUAGAGAGACGAUACCAAUCCAACGUCGUCGAUUGCUACGAGCUCAACAAGAACAAGUGUGUCAUGAAUCGAAUCCUGAGAUGCCACAGGUGAAUGGACUGUUAACGUUUGGAUAUCCAUCGAAUGGGACGUACUAUGUGAGACCUCUUUCAGGUCAAAGAGAUGAGGUUGUAUCGUUAUUGGUUGGUACAAAUGCCCCUUCGACAUCCAGUAAUGACUGGCGUCAACAGCAACAAGACACGAUACAGGACCAACUUACACAGCAAGAGGAAUUACGUAUACAGAUGAAUCAAGAACAACCACAAGAGAUACAGACACAGAUGCAGCAUAUGGAGGUGCAGCUUUGGCAACAGAAACAAGUACAAGCUCAAAGGGUUAUGGAGAGAAUCCUGCAUCCACGUUAUUCAACCAGUGCAGGUGAAUUAGAUCAGACAGAGUGGAGUAAUCACGUACACACUUCACGUGCAUGCUCGCCAUGUUUACAUAGUGGUGAGGAUCGGAGAACUGUGACACACCGUUGCGUGCUACAGCCCAGACAGGUUCACCAUGCACGGGUUGGAUGUAGUGAACAACUACCAGGCAGAAUAACAACAGCGUCAAUGCCGACACAAUCGUAUAUGUCAGAUGACAAAGGGAAUUCACAAUCAAGUGUGUCAAUGGGCAUAAACGACGGGGUGGUUGCCAUACAAGAGGACUCGCAGAUAGUUCCAUCGCAUUCACAAGCGCAAAAUCAUGAAAAUUUCAUGAUCAGUGCAGUCCAUCAGUGGAAAAGACACAAGUUAAUGUUGCUUGCUGGAAUUCAAUCGGAUAGAUCGAAGAUGCCACGUAUGCAACAGACAUGGCAACGAUACUUUUACCAACCGACUCUACAACCACAGCCAUGUUACCCCACCGAAAUAAACCGACGCAGUCGCCAAGUGAUGGGUGCGCUUGGACAAGCAAGUGGUUCUAGUCUCAAUGAAACUUUCUUGGACGGGAUUAUGGAGCAUUUUUCUACUAAUGCAGCGCCCACAGCUGGUAAUGCUCCCACUGCUUCUGCUGGUUCUAACACUGUUCUCGUUAAAGCUCAAGGAAAUGAGGCCAUGUAUAACGCAAUUCUCGCUCGAUCUCGGACUCAGAAUGGAGCAGGAAUGCAGACCCAAAGACGAAGUAAUACACUCCCAAGACCGCCAAUUCUGCCCUCUCGAGCUGCGGUAGUACCUGGAGUAUCGCUGGCACCACAAGAUGUUCGACUACUGACUAUGCGAGAUAUUCUUAAUUGUGAAGACGGAUCUGGCAAAACAGACUCGUGGAGAAAUCAACCUCAAGGAGGGAAACAGCAGCGAGCAUCUUCUAAGCGUAAGAUGCCAAGGAAAAGGACCCCAGUCAAACGGCAAAAAGUGCUUCAAGAACGAAGUGCACAAAACUCUCAGCCACAGCCGCCGACUCGGCUUGCGGGGUCCAUCAUGCCGUACCAGAGUGCUAAUGGCGUGAGAGUGUCAGCAUUUGUACCAACUACGAGACCGUCUACACCCAUGCAUCUAGCUUUCCUGGAGUCUCGAGCUGCUCGUGCAUCGGAACAGGCCGCUGGUGUGACAAACACAAGAUUGUCAAUUUUAACUUCACACUCACAAUCGAUGCUGGCCGCUCCUGUCGAUGAAUUGUCUACCAAAGUUGCCAACCGUAAUAUUGCUGCGUAUGAGGGAUCGAAUUCAGUCAGUAGGAAGACGGCGAACGCGACAUCUGAUAUGUCCGAUUCCUCUGCAACGUGUCAGUCUAUGCAGCAGCAUACCAAAAAACUACAUCAUGAUACAGCGAAGCAAUUGUCUUCCUAUGGGUCCAUCUUUUCGAAAGCGGCGAAAGGCGCUCGAUCCUUGAUUAGGCUGGAUGCAGUCGAAAACGGAAAGGAUGCCAUGAUACCGAAGAAGAUGAGCAAAGCUAAAAGGCCUCGUGCAAGGUUGAUUUUACCUACCGUAGGCGAUCGGGAUCAGCAAGUGCAUGAGAUACCUCCAGAUGAAGGGCUUAUUUUGAGAACAGAAUCGAUUGGAGCGACUGCGGUUGUCCCGGCUACAUCUGUUGUAUCUGGCAUGCCCCGUACAGAGAAUCGAACGGUGGUAAUAUUUUGUAAGCGGGACUUCAUGCGCUAUCAGGCAGCGAGGAUAUGGCGCAAAUACCAAGAACAGCUCAAGAAACACGAAGAAUGGCGUGAAGUUCGCGUUGCCGGCAAGCGCACUCGAUAUCUCAAUUCUCGCUAUGAUGAUGAAAUUCAAAGGGCACAUAGCAAAACCUUUUCUCGGUUGGGCAGGCGAAGCAAGCCAUUGCAGGAGAAAGGGCGAAGCCGCAGUGAUAAGGCGUCUUUAACCUCAGCUGGCCUCGCUUCGGUGAGGCAAGUAGUAUCAUCUCGUGUGCCGGGAGACAACAAGACCGACGAGAGGAAUCUUUCGCUAAGAGGACGCGGUGGAUUGACAGCGUCUGUGGAUUUGAGCAAUGCUAGCGGCGAUUGUUCAUUAAGUGGAAAACUUGGUGUAGCUGACGGUGCUGAAAGCUCAGUGACAACAGAGUGUGUCACGGCUCGUAGACCUGCAGCCGAACGAACUAAAGGGAACACCAAGGCACUGGAAUCAAGUAAUGAUUUUGAGCCAUAA